Messenger RNA from Alnus glutinosa, 914 nucleotides. Its product is annotated as protein PARTING DANCERS. NCBI's taxonomy places the organism in Eukaryota, Viridiplantae, Streptophyta, Magnoliopsida, Fagales, Betulaceae. Bases 122 to 889 code for a protein of 255 amino acids. The transcript is spliced from 8 exons. The record is from RefSeq and is a predicted model, not a curated record. Gene Ontology annotation, biological process: resolution of meiotic recombination intermediates.
AGUUUCCUUGAGAAUUCUCUCCUCACAAUCCCAAUACAAGGCUCUCGUUUUUCUUUCUGCUUCUCUAAAAUCUCUCUCUCUCUCUCUCUCUCUCUCUACAACUUUCUUUUCAGCUUCACAAAUGGCGAAUUUUCAAAGAAGCUACAGAGAUCCGACGGCUCAAAAUCCAUCAAAGCUCACCAACGCAGGUUGUAGUGGGGUUUGUAUGAUGAGCACCACAUGGAGAGAUGAACAACACCCAUCUUUCAUAAAUUUUGUCGCCUCCUUCCUCAGUGCAAAUUCAUUCCGUCUUAACUUUGUCCCAAUCGCCCCGGAUUUCAUUUUCAAUUGUGGGGGAUUGUCGGUGGCAUUCGUGUUUGUGACAAAAUUGGAUUCCAAAUACAUCUCACCAAUUUUCAGCAGAGUUCAGAAACUGAAGGGGCAAUUUGCAAAUCUCUAUGUUGUUGUCAUCCUCCCAACCAAGGAACAAAAUGAUUUGUUUGUUCGCUCUUACUUCAAAUAUGGAAUGGAGCUUGGUAAGCCAACCUUUGUGCCUGUACAAGACUUAGAGAUGGGCUUUGAGAAGAUUGUCAACAUAGCUCACUCUCGUGGGGUAUGCAAGCAAAAGGCUGCCAUAGCAAAAUUGAAAACUGAGAGGAAACGCUCAGUGCAGGGGAUGGACGCUUUCCUUAGAGUGGUCACAUCCAUACCAGGCAUUGACAAUCAUGAUGCGAAUGCGCUUCAUCAAGCGAUUGGUUCGGUUGAGGCAAUUGCAAAGGCAUCGAAGGAGUACAUUCUAGGAAACACAGACCUUUCAGCUGACAAGGCAGCAAUAAUUUUUAGGUUUUUCAGAGAUCCAAAGUUUUACCUUAGCCCCAAGAUCAAUGGAUUAGAGAAACAGUUUAUUUGAAUGGAAUUCUGAAAUAUUUUGUCAA